Messenger RNA from Aspergillus nomiae NRRL 13137, 1419 nucleotides. RefSeq lists its product as uncharacterized. The transcript is spliced from 4 exons. NCBI's taxonomy places the organism in Eukaryota, Fungi, Ascomycota, Eurotiomycetes, Eurotiales, Aspergillaceae. The record is from RefSeq and is a predicted model, not a curated record. The annotation marks the transcript as partial.
GAUCGGUGGUUCAUUGAGCAGGCCCAUCUUUUGCGACGCCUCCAACAACGGCGUAAUUUCCUCGAGCAGCGGAUCCUCACCCUUAUGUCGGCUUCAGAUAAGAAAAUUCCGGUUUACCUCACGUCACAACAAGCGGACCCUCCCAAACAACGAGGAAAGCAACCACGGUCGCGAAAUCCACAUCGACGAAGUCCAAGUACAUCUACAUGCCGAGAGGCUGUGCAGCCGAAACUGGAGUUGGAUGAGAAGAGAUUCUGUACAGAGCAAUCGCAGCCCUACGUGCAAUCCAAUAGUAGUCUCGCUGUGCGACCUACCCAUACGGAGCGUUCCAUCCAAUCCCUAGUAGAAGUGUUCAGUGUCGAUGUUGACGGCAGGCGCACGGUGCCCGUCUGGCUGGAGCAAGCGGUCCAGAUGCGCUCCAGUUCCCCCCUACUAUGUGCGGCCAUCGAAGCCACAUCCUUUGUCCUGAUGGGCAAAAUCUCGUGCGAUCCGAAGUCCACCCAUUCUGGUCUGGUUCGGUAUACAUGUGCUUUACGAUUAGCAGGGUCGGCGAUAUGUGACGCACAGAGACGCUUACGCGACGAUGUUUUCGUGGCGAUCACUCUGUUUGGAAUGAUUGAGAUGUACGAAGGAGGCUCCAAGGAUGCUCUCGUAAAGCAUCAACAAGGAGGCCUAGAUUUGCUAUGCCUACGAACUCCGUUGAACCAUUGCAAAGGCGUGGGCCACUCUAUCUAUGCAGAUUUGCGCCUAUCAUGGAUCCUCUCCGCGAUAUCACACGGACGGACAUUCCUGGCGACCGACGACUGGAAAACCGUCCCCUGGACCGAAGCAAGCCCACGAAGCAACCUACAUAGCCUCCUGGACAUCGCCGCGGAUAUUCCCGGGCUUUGGAGGCAAAUGGGAUGCACCUCGCCAAGCUCGGACUCUUCUUCUAGCUGUACCUCGUUCGAUGAGUUUGAGUACACUGCCGAGGAUCAAGCCACACAAAUAAUCCAUCGCCUACAAGAGUGGAGGGAAUCUCAACCCGUCCAUAUCCUGCCCGAACCUACCGAGGCACUUUUCACAGUCAGGGACGAUUUUCCGGUGUUCGAGACGCACGAUUCUACAUCGGGAGCUCAUAGACCACGGGACCUGGUUUACCCUAAUGUUGACGUGUGUGUGGCAACCAUUGCCCACUGGGCUUUUUGCCUUGCAGUCCCUACCGGAGCGUCACGAACUUGGCGUUAUCAAUAUGCCUGCAACAUAUGCCGCAGUAUGAGAUUCUGCGUGCAAAACUUUCCAUUCGCUCUAGCCUGCUUGGUCAGGUUUGCAUUGAAACUUGUCUGUGACGUUUUCUCUGCUGACAGCAUUGAGGGACAGUUUCCUGGGAAAUUGUCCCAUUAUUUCUAUCAAAAGUACCAGUUCUCUAUCCUUGACUGA